CCAAUGGCUAAAGUCAGCCACUCCAUAGUGCUCACCUUUUUCUUCAUCUUUUGCAUUACCGUUGGCACGGUUGAGUCAUUAACGGAUACCGGGAGACACUCUCGUCGUUCCCGAGCCAGGACCUUCAUCGAGGCCUCGUGUCGGAGCACCAGCUAUCCGGCCCUAUGCAUUAAAUGUCUCACCGGACACAUUAAUUCCACUACUCCAAACUUGCAGCAACUGGCCCGUACUGCGUUGACGAUGAGCCUAUACCGAGCUCGUUACACAAGGUCGUACCUAGUGAAUGUGGCUAAAGAUCUCAGGGCAAUGAAAUCGAAGGAGUAUCGACUGGUGAGAGAUUGCUUGCUGCAGAUAGACGAUAGCGUCAACCAGCUUAGCCAAUCGAUCAGAGAGCUCCAGCGAUUAGAUCCCAAAGCUAAGAUGACCGAUGACAUAUUUUGGCACAUAGAUAACGUGGAUAGUUGGGUUAGUGCUGCCUUAACUGAUGCUAGCAGCUGCGUCGAUGAGUUCCCGGGGCACAGGAUGAGUAAAAUGAAGGCCACCAUCAAGAGCAAGGUCUUGAACGUUGCACAGCUAACAAGCAACGCACUGGCCUUAUUUCACCAGUAUAGUGCAAGGUAUCGAGGAGCUGCCAUUGAGCAGCACCCAUAAGGUUAAUUGGCUCGU
This is a messenger RNA of Hibiscus syriacus, 666 nucleotides long. Its product is annotated as pectinesterase inhibitor 9-like. Gene Ontology annotation, biological process: negative regulation of catalytic activity. The coding region runs from base 4 to 651 and encodes 215 amino acids. The transcript has a single exon. The record is from RefSeq and is a predicted model, not a curated record. NCBI's taxonomy places the organism in Eukaryota, Viridiplantae, Streptophyta, Magnoliopsida, Malvales, Malvaceae. Gene Ontology annotation, molecular function: enzyme inhibitor activity.